AUCUGGGGUUGGGGGGAGGGGUGGUUAAAAUGCAGAUUCCCUGGCCGCGCCUUAGACCCAUCAGUUAGAGUUAUUGAGGGGGAGGGUGGGACCUGCGGAUGUGCGUUUUCACACACUGCCCAGGUGAGGCUGACGUCCACUGAAGGGUGAGAACGACAGCUGGGCGGGGCCUGCGCCUCCGACCCGCCCUUCCCCUGAGCGUCGGCUCUGGGCACUUCCCGGUGGCUGCCCCUUACCGCCCCACCGGUUACUUGGAACAGGAGAUGCAAGGGGGUGAGGAUGGCGAAAUCCAGAGUGGCUUCACCAGGUGCUGCGAGUGGCUGAGAUGCUGUGGUGGAGGGGAGCCCAGGCCCCGCACGGUCUGGUUGGGACACCCGGAGAAAAGGGACCAGAGGUACCCUCGAAAUGUCAUCAAUAACCAGAAGUAUAACUUCUUCACCUUCCUUCCUGGGGUGCUGUUCAACCAGUUCAAGUACUUUUUCAACCUCUAUUUCUUGCUUCUCGCCUGCUCCCAGUUUGUACCUGAAAUGAGACUCGGCGCACUGUACACCUACUGGGUCCCCCUGGGCUUUGUGCUGGCUGUCACCAUCAUCCGAGAGGCUGUGGAAGAGAUCCGAUGCUAUGUGAGGGACAAGGAAGUCAACUCCCAGGUCUACAGCCGGCUCACAGCAAGAGGGACAGUGAAGGUGAAGAGUUCCAACAUUCAAGUUGGAGAUCUUAUCAUUGUCGAAAAGAACCAGCGGGUCCCUGCUGACAUGAUCUUUCUGAGGACAUCAGAAAAAAACGGGUCUUGCUUCUUGCGGACGGAUCAGCUGGACGGGGAGACAGACUGGAAGCUCCGACUCCCUGUGGCCUGCACGCAGAGGCUGCCCACUGCUGCGGAUCUGCUUCAGAUUCGGUCGUAUGUGUAUGCAGAGGAGCCAAAUAUCGACAUUCACAACUUUGUGGGAACUUUUACCAGAGAAGACAGCGACCCUUCUAUCAGCGAGAGCUUGAGCAUCGAGAACACGCUCUGGGCGGGCACCGUCAUCGCGUCAGGUACUGUUGUGGGUGUUGUUCUUUAUACUGGCAGAGAACUCCGGAGUGUCAUGAAUACCUCAAAUCCCCGAAGUAAGAUUGGCCUGUUUGACCUGGAGGUGAACUGCCUCACCAAGAUCCUCUUUGGCGCUUUGGUGGUGGUGUCACUGGUCAUGGUUGCCCUGCAGCACUUUGCCGGCCGUUGGUACCUACAGAUCAUCCGCUUCCUUCUGUUGUUUUCCAACAUCAUUCCCAUCAGCUUGCGUGUGAACCUGGAUAUGGGCAAGAUCGUGUACAGCUGGGUGAUUCGAAGGGAUUCCAAAAUCCCUGGGACUGUGGUUCGUUCCAGCACGAUUCCCGAGCAGCUGGGGCGGAUUUCUUACUUACUCACAGACAAGACAGGAACCCUUACCCAGAAUGAGAUGGUUUUCAAACGGCUCCAUCUGGGGACAGUGGCCUACGGACUUGACUCAAUGGACGAAGUACAGAGCCACAUAUUCAGUAUUUACACCCAGCAACCCCAGGACCCCCCUGCUCAGAAGGGCCCCACGCUCACCACCAAAGUCCGGCGCACCAUGAGCAGCCGUGUGCAUGAAGCCGUGAAGGCCAUCGCCCUCUGCCACAACGUGACCCCUGUGUACGAGUCCAACGGCGUGACUGACCAGGCUGAGGCUGAGAAGCAGUACGAAGACUCUUGCCGUGUGUACCAGGCAUCCAGCCCAGAUGAGGUGGCCCUGGUUCAGUGGACGGAAAGCGUGGGCUUAACACUGGUGGGCCGAGACCAGUCUUCCAUGCAGCUGAGGACCCCUGGCGACCAGAUCCUGAACUUCACCAUCUUGCAGAUCUUCCCCUUUACCUAUGAAAGCAAGCGCAUGGGCAUCAUUGUGAGGGAUGAAUCAACUGGAGAAAUUACAUUUUACAUGAAGGGGGCGGAUGUUGUCAUGGCUGGAAUCGUGCAGUACAACGACUGGCUGGAGGAAGAGUGUGGAAACAUGGCGCGAGAAGGGCUGCGGGUGCUUGUGGUGGCGAAGAAGUCUCUGGCUGAGGAGCAGUAUCAAGACUUUGAAGCCCGCUACGUCCAGGCCAAGCUGAGUGUGCACGACCGCUCCCUCAAGGUGGCCACCGUGAUCGAGAGCCUGGAGAUGGAGAUGGAGCUGCUCUGCCUGACGGGCGUGGAGGACCAGCUGCAGGCGGACGUGAGGCCCACGCUGGAGACCCUGCGGAAUGCCGGCAUCAAGGUUUGGAUGCUGACGGGGGACAAGCUGGAGACAGCUACGUGUACAGCGAAGAAUGCACAUCUGGUGACCAGAAACCAAGACAUCCACAUCUUUCGGCUGGUGACCAACCGCGGGGAGGCCCACCUGGAGCUGAAUGCCUUCCGCAGGAAGCACGACUGUGCCCUCGUUAUCUCGGGAGACUCGCUAGAGGUUUGCCUCAAGUACUACGAGUAUGAGUUCAUGGAGCUGGCUUGCCAGUGCCCAGCCGUGGUCUGCUGCCGCUGUGCGCCCACCCAGAAGGCCCAGAUCGUGCGCCUGCUCCAGGAACGCACCGGGAAGCUCACCUGUGCAGUAGGUGACGGAGGCAACGAUGUCAGUAUGAUUCAGGAAUCCGACUGUGGCGUGGGGGUCGAAGGAAAGGAAGGAAAACAGGCUUCGCUGGCUGCCGAUUUCUCCAUCACUCAGUUUAAGCAUCUUGGCCGGUUACUCAUGGUGCAUGGCCGGAACAGCUACAAACGGUCAGCUGCCCUCAGCCAGUUCGUGAUCCACAGGAGCCUCUGUAUCAGCACCAUGCAGGCUGUCUUCUCGUCCGUGUUUUACUUUGCGUCCGUUCCCCUCUAUCAAGGGUUCCUCAUCAUUGGGUACUCCACGAUCUACACCAUGUUUCCCGUAUUUUCUCUGGUCCUGGACAAGGAUGUCAAGUCCGAAGUUGCAAUGCUGUAUCCCGAGCUCUACAAAGACCUCCUCAAGGGACGGCCUCUGUCCUACAAGACGUUCUCAAUAUGGGUGUUGAUUAGCAUCUACCAAGGGAGCACCAUCAUGUACGGGGCACUGCUGCUGUUCGAGUCAGAGUUUGUGCACAUUGUGGCCAUCUCCUUCACGUCGCUGAUCCUCACGGAGCUACUGAUGGUGGCACUGACUAUCCAGACCUGGCACUGGCUCAUGACGGUGGCCGAGCUGCUCAGCCUGGCCUGCUACAUCGCCUCCCUGGUCUUCUUACACGAGUUCAUAGAUGUGUACUUCAUCGCUACCUUGUCCUUCUUGUGGAAAGUCUCCGUUAUCACUCUGGUCAGCUGCCUCCCCCUCUACGUCCUCAAGUACCUGCGGAGGCGGUUCUCUCCCCCCAGCUACUCGAAGCUCACGUCUUAGGUCUGCGCUCUCCUGAUGGACAGAGUUCAAGUGCCGUCGACACUAGCGCCACCUAUGGAUUGUGCAGGAAUUGUUAAUGCGUGCAGUUUUGAUGUCAAGAAUCUUCACAGCUCUGCCUUGACCUAAUGCUGAAUAAACAGGAGGGAGCUUCCCACAGGUGCCUGCAGACCUGUGUUGCCCCUGUUUAUUCAUGUUUGAAUGAAUGUGAAUAAGUUCAAGCUGAUGGCUCAGCCGACAGAGUUAUAUGGGUCACUGGGCAAGCUUCCUAAAGACUUGAAUUUUGUUGUCAUGUGAUCAAGCUUCUGUCUCGAGGAAGAAGGGUUUUUUUUUUUUUUUAACGGUCCUAAUAUGUGUGCAUUCUUUAUGUCUUUCUCUCAACUGUUUCAGAGAAAUGCAAAGCUCUUGGUUUAUGUUUGCAGGAAGACAGUGGCAUUUGAUAAAAAGUUACACAGGCAACAUUCUCAAUUUGGAAUUGCCACAUAGUCUCUGUAUGGGGGCCCUAACGUAUUUAAACAACAUUAAAUUCUUAGAAAUAAGACUUUGUAAAAAAAAAAUGGUCAUGGAGAGGAGAGGGAGAGAGCUUGCCGGAAAUCCACUACGUUAUCUUUGAUUGGCUCAGCAUCUCCAGAGCUUGCAGUAACUUCACCUGCCACCUCGUAAAAAAAUUUCAAAGGUGUUAUCUUACUUUGUUAGGACCUGGUAGCAAUUAACAAGUCAGUGGCUAUCAGAGGACAACCCUCCAGCGUUUUCAGCAGAGUUGUUUUAGCAGGAAACACGCCACUGAGCGGCCCCUAAAUGUGUCGACAGUGUGAUAAGAGACUCAACUAAUUCUUUAGACAACAUGGCAGAUGUGACUCAGAUCCUCAGAGUCCAGAGCGGAAAGGUCAGGGAGCCGGGGCUCUUCACCGCUGCAGAAAUCUGUUUCCUGUUAGGAGGAAUUACUGAGCAUGAGCUGACGAAGGCAAAAACAUCUUGCAGUGUUGCCCUUCAUUGGUGGCAGCUUAAAGCAAGGAGCCCUGCAGGGAGGAGGCUGCAGCUGCGGCUAAGGGAUCUGGGCUGUGCUCCGCAGCGGACACAUUUCCAGGGGGACUUGCUGAAAGGCAGCCAGUAGUAAAGGUUCCUCCCCCAGCAGGAUGGAGGACAUGCGUGUGUGUUUCCUAUCAAGCUGUGGCUUCUUGUUUCAGGGGAAGAAGGCAGUUGGGGAGCAUUGGACGUGGAAGGGCAAGGCAUUCUUGGGUUUUCAAGGCACUUCUUGCAAAAGCCACGUGUGCAGGCAAUAAAGAUGAAAUUAGUGGACCUUCCCAAGUUGAAUGUGGUUGAUAUCUUGGGCUCGUGCAUACCCUUCGGCCCGUCAGAUGAUACUUCUUGUUGCCAAUUCCCAGUGCCCUCGGGCAAACCAGGCAUGGCGAACUGGGGAAAUGAGCAGCAGACAGCCCUUGCCUGUGGAGCACUCCUGAUACACUCAUGUAUUUUUUUCUUGGACUGCUAGAACUUACUAGAAUGUCAGUAAGCUGUAGGGCAUGAUAAAUUGGCUGUUGACAUCACUUCUACUGUGUUUUAAUACUCUGCAGUUUUGCAGUAUUUCCCCUUCUGCCACACUAGAUACAUUAUUGCAUUGAAUGAAUGGUUGUUUAGAAAUAGACUGUUUGUCCAGAAACUUCAGAAAGGUUGAACAAGUCUGACUUCUUCAUUGGGUGAUUUUAUGAAGUUGUAGAAGUAGAGGAGGAGAAAGUUGUGCUUAAAAGUUUUUGAAACCUCGUCUGUUUUGUUGGAAGUCGACCUGUAAAACCAGAAGACCCUGAGUUCACAAACACUGAACGUGGCCUUGUUCACAGAUAGGUGAUGGCUUCUGCAGGUAGAUAGGAUGGAAUCCUUGUUAAGAAAUCCCAGUUGUUUUCAGCAAAUAAUAGAGAAUGAAGAUGGUCUCUCUGGUCUUAAUUUCCGAUUUUGAUCAAGCUGCUGUAUGAGUCAAGUUUCUAAGUGGGGCUGGAAAAGCCAUACCUGGAUGUAAGUAGAAGGUACUUGUUAGUGUUAUCCAGGAGGCUUCUUGCUCUCUUUUCUCAGCCACACUUUGGGGGAGACAGUCAAAGGCAAGAAGGACAACAAAGUGGAAACUGCCAUGUGGUCAGACCACACUGGCAGUGGGCAGCAUGCUGAUGCACCCCCUGGUGGUCCCUGAGUGUGUAGGCGUGCACACGCCUCACUUCUCAAGUACAGGGAUGGGAACAAAAAGGGCAGAAGCCUCAAGUCAGCUGACGGUACUGGAGCGUUACCUGCACAAACCAGACUCCAUGAACAUCUGGGCACUGCUUGGUUGGUGGGUCAUCUUGAUUGUGUGGAGAAAACAAACAAGCAAACAGACAAAAAAACUGGAGCUCUUUCACAGGAAACUCCUGAAUUUGUAAACCUUGAGCUGACGUCUUCUUGACUGACAAUCUAGAAAGAACUUACAAGGCACCACUGACAGCUUUUCCUCCCCUUGGGACUCAACGGGGCUUCAGUUGCCAAUAGCAAAUUUAAGAUGAGAUCAUAGGGCCACGAGGCAGACGGUGAACACCCCUUAAACACUUUUCCUUAAGGUAAAACAAACAACUCCCCUCCGCCCUCUGAUAGCACCAUUUGCUUCUGUCAGAGUCAAAGCCUUUAUUAUUUUUUUUUAGUAUGUUUUGGAGAUGGUCGUGGGGGGUGGGGGAGCAGGAUCUGUUUGGGUUUUUUCCUUUACCUCCUCCCUUCCUCUUUAAGAAAAUGAGCGAUUUGCUUCAUCUUAAGUAGUGUCUUAUAUCUGACAGCUUUGGUUCAGUUUUGAGAGCGUGCGUGCAUAUGUUGCCUGUGGCGCUAGGUGAGAAUGGUUGAGCUGCCUGGACAAAGAGAAGGAGGACAACCCGGUCAUCAGUCUACAGUCGGAGCAAACCACCUGUUUACAGCUACCUGGAACUGGUCGGCCAAUUGCUGACUUUCUCCCGCUUUUGGUGUUAUUACAUCCCAGAUCCCAGUCCGGCUUCCCUUGAGCAAACCCCUUUUCUGUAGCAGUAAUCUUAAAUACCAUCGUCUGUUUACCAACAUUUCCUCAGUGUGUUUUCUGCUGAGUUGAAGGCACACCAGUGGUUCUUUUUAAUGUAGUUUGAAUUUUGUGCUCAUUCAAAAUGGACACUGAAAUGAUGUGGUUUUUUCCCCUCCAGACUUUUGUUUUUAUAUGUUGUUUGGUUUCUACUGGGGCGCUGGGGGUACACUUGGGGGGGUGCUCACAGCUUUACCGGGCAGUGUUUUAAAUCCUUGACAAAUUUUAGGUGGGGCUACAUGUUCCUGUGCGCCAUCCUACUUACGAUAGAUGCUGAUCAGCCGUUUUUCUCUAGUCUUUUUUGUGCGUUUGUGUGCGUCUGUGCAUGCGUGGUAUCGUCUCCAGUUUUCUGAAGAAAUGCUCGGUUUCUGUUGCAUUAAAAUGCCAUCACUCCCAGGUUGGGUUCGCUUUAAAAAUACACAAGGAGCUUUGUAAAUACAACCAAUUAUAUCCCUUCCCCCCUUCUUUUAAUGUAAAGCUUUUUGUUGUUUAUAUAUACUUCUUAGGAAAUGUUGCCAUGAAUUAUGUCUAUUUCUCCUUGGAAAAAGAAUCCAUUAUGUGUUUGAGUGGAACUGAAGUGCUUACGCUGCGUGAGCAGCAUCCUAGCACCUUGAGUACUAUAGCAUCUUCUCAGCCAAGGCAGCAUUACCAGGCGGGGCUCUGUCUUCUCCGUCACCGCAUGGUUUGGGUGGACAAUGUCAGUGAAUGUUGUGUUUGGGGGGAUCGGGGGAGGGCAUGGCCUUUGCAAACAAAAAUUGUGGCUAAUUAAUUUUGUUGCAGUGGGGUUAACUUUAUACGCAUAUGGGAGUCCACUGUGUCCUUGUUAGUAGAUCUCUUUAUGUGUAAUCCUCAUUGCAGAUAUUCCCCAGGACAGCGUGUUUUGAUUAGCGGGAAAUUCUGGUACGCAUGCCUUAAUUUAGCAGGCACUCCCAGAUGAUUUAAAUGCGCGAUUCUGUGAUGACACACAUGUGAUCUUUCGUAUUUCCGAACGGUUCUUCUUUCAUCGUUUGCCAGCGUGGCCUGAUGCUGUUGCCCAGUAAAGCUUGUGUACUUAUGCCUUUGAGGAUCAUUCUAAUUUGUACAGAAAUGUGGAUUCUGGUGUCAAAAGGAGGGCUUUUUAUUUCAUGCUUAUCCCAUGGUACAUAAAAGGUAAAUAACAUUUUUCCCAGUUAAAAAUAUCAUUUUGAUUUUGGUAAAAAAAAAAAAAAAAAUCCACGCAUG
Loxodonta africana (African savanna elephant) is the source of this 7662-nucleotide messenger RNA. It is a transcript of the gene ATP9A, whose product is annotated as ATPase phospholipid transporting 9A (putative). Gene Ontology annotation, biological process: endocytosis; phospholipid translocation; retrograde vesicle-mediated transport, Golgi to endoplasmic reticulum. Gene Ontology annotation, molecular function: ATPase-coupled intramembrane lipid carrier activity; magnesium ion binding; ATP hydrolysis activity. The record is from RefSeq and is a predicted model, not a curated record. Lineage: Eukaryota; Metazoa; Chordata; Mammalia; Proboscidea; Elephantidae. Bases 264 to 3383 code for a protein of 1039 amino acids. The transcript is spliced from 28 exons. Gene Ontology annotation, cellular component: plasma membrane; endosome; trans-Golgi network.